Molecule: messenger RNA, 1150 nt
Organism: Dioscorea cayenensis subsp. rotundata (Guinea yam)
Lineage: Eukaryota; Viridiplantae; Streptophyta; Magnoliopsida; Dioscoreales; Dioscoreaceae
Product: probable protein S-acyltransferase 15
Exons: 7
Coding region: 71-877 (268 amino acids)
Molecular function (GO): palmitoyltransferase activity
Source: RefSeq, a predicted model, not a curated record
GUUCCCAGUUUUAGCUACUCCUGGAAACCCACUUCGCUGCUCUCCAAGAUCUCGUCUUUGAGCUGAAGAAAUGGCGGAGAAGAAGCAUAGAUUGGUGUCUGUUCCCCUUCUUUCUGUGAUUUGUUCCAUGCUUUACGUGUACUGCUCCACGGUGUUCAUCUUCUUGGACGAAUGGUUGGGCAUUGGGACCGCUUCCGGGAUCUUGAACGCCAUUAUCUUCAGUUGGCUUGCGUUCAUGACCUUUUUCUCUUUCUUUGUUGCGGUUCUCACUGAUCCUGGUAGCGUCCCUCCUUUUUUCGCCCCAGCCGUGGAAGAUGCCCGGCAUGAUAGUGGUGAUGCUGUGUACUGUGAAAAAUGUUGUUCUUACAAGCCUCCACGAACACACCACUGUCGAGUUUGCAAAAGAUGUGUGCUGAAAAUGGAUCAUCACUGCAUAUGGAUUAAUACUUGUGUGGGUUAUAAAAAUUAUAAGUCCUUUGUCAUCUUUGCCCUGCAUGCAUCCUUGGGAUCCUGCUAUGCAAUGGUAAUAUUUGUGAGCAAUCUCAUGCAAAAGGAACAUGAUUUUGGAAUAGUUUCUGCGAAGCUCUUUUACGCGCUGUCUGGACUAGUGAUCCUUAGUGCAAGCUUGAGUUCAACCAGUUUAUUCUGCUGGCAUGUAUAUCUCUUAGCUCAUAACAUGACAACCAUAGAGUAUCGAGGAGCACAAAAAGAUCGUUGGCUUGCGAACAGGAGUGGUCAAAAGUACCGUCAUCCUUUUGAUCUCGGUUUCUUUCAGAAUCUCAUCUUGAUUUUUGGCCCAAACAUGUUGAAAUGGUUUUGCCCUACAGCAGUAGGACAUCUCGGCGAUGGCACUCAGUUCCCGAUUUCAAAUGACUGACUAUUGGUACUGUAAUCUUCUCUGUGAAACAAAGCCUGGAUGAAAUAGAGUGCUGGUUGCUCUUCUUGAAUGUCUAGACAAAUGAUCAGAAGGAUCCCAAUUUGAAGAUGCCAGAUUUUAAUUUCCCUGAUGCACCGUUCAAAUGUAUCAUAAUUCAGUCAAAUUUGAACCCAAAAUUACCAUCAUCAUGCUCAAUUGUCAAGAUUCUUUCUUGUAUAUAGCUUUUGAAAAUAAUACAACAAAUGAAUGAAGAAUUUUUCAUUUUUUCUAGAA